This is a messenger RNA of Gossypium raimondii (Peruvian cotton), 399 nucleotides long. RefSeq lists its product as uncharacterized. Bases 1 to 399 code for a protein of 132 amino acids. The record is from RefSeq and is a predicted model, not a curated record. The transcript is spliced from 3 exons. Lineage: Eukaryota; Viridiplantae; Streptophyta; Magnoliopsida; Malvales; Malvaceae.
AUGGGUUCGUCAUCAGCUUCAACUGAAAAAUCGCCGCCUAUGUCUAUGUACAUAUUUCGGGGCAUCGACAUCCCCCAUAUUCUAUGUUCCCAUGCCGACUCCGAUUAUGUCACAUAUGUCGAGUUAGAUGCCGCUGCAUGUCCAUUAAACGAUAACAACACCGAUCCAGCAGUUGAUGUCAGUUUUGAUGCCCGAGUCAAUGUCGACAUAUACGGAACGGCACCGUACUCGAGCACGGAAGAAUUAAAUGGAGACCAAGUGGAAGAGGAAGACGAACACAACGACGAAGGCGAAUACGGAGACGAACACGAAGAUGAUGGUGAAGAUGGUGAAGAUAGAGACGAUGACGAUGAGGGUGAGGGUGAGGGUGAAGACGAACAUAACGAUGGGGAGAACUAG